AUGGCGGCCACGGUUGCUGAGACGCAGCCGGCGACGACUGCGCUAUCGGCUGGCAUGGCAUCGCCUCAUCAACGCCAUGCCGGCAGCGCUCCCUCUACCGAUUCCGCACCCCAUCCUCUACCACCUACUCGCAGCUUCAAGCUGUCUGAUUUCAAGCGGGUGCGGACUCUGGGCACGGGCACGUUUGCUCGAGUAUGUCUGGUCCGCCCUGCCAGCGCCACCCAACCCCUGGAGGAGGAAAAGAACCCUGAAGUAUACGCUCUCAAGAUUCUCAAGAAGACGGAGGUGAUCAAGCUGAAGCAAAUCGACCACGUGCGUAAUGAGCGAGCCAUACUAGCAGACGUGGCAGGCUAUCCCUUCAUCACCAAUCUACUAGGCUCAUUUUCCGACAACGAGUCAUUAUACAUGCUCCUCGACUACGUUCCCGGAGGCGAGCUCUUCAGCUAUCUACGGAAGUACCGCCGGUUUGACGAGCAAGUUGCGCGCUUCUACGCCGCCGAGAUUGUCCUUGUAUUGGAGUUUUUACACGAGCGGCAGGGUGGAGUGGCUUAUCGAGACCUCAAGCCGGAAAACCUCUUACUGGACCAGGAAGGACACAUCAAACUCGUCGACUUUGGGUUCGCGAAACGGCUGGGCUACAAAGACGACAGGCCUGUCGAGACUUACACGCUUUGCGGUACGCCCGAGUAUCUUGCGCCGGAGGUCAUUCAUAACAAGGGCCACACGACAGCGGUGGACUGGUGGGCGCUGGGCAUUCUAAUAUACGAGUUCCUCACGGGCUACCCUCCCUUCUGGCAUCAGAAUCCUAUUGAGAUUUACAAGCAAAUCGUUGAGAAGCCCGUUAUAUUCCCGCAAGAGCCAACCAUAUCGGACGAGGCCCAAGACAUCAUCAAGUCCUUCUGCACAAUCGACCGCUCCAGGCGCCUCGGCAACAUCAGCGGCGGCGCCGGCUGCGUCAAGGCCCACCCCUUCUUCCGCGGAGUCAACUGGGACGAUAUGCUCAGCCGUCGGCACCGCGGCCCGAUUAUCCCUCCCCUUCGAUAUCCCGGAGACGAUCAGUGUUUCGACCAGUACCCCGAGGAAGACGGGACGCGCAUCCCCUACACCGCCGACAUGGCCAAUAGAUACGACCGCUACUUUGAAGAUUUUUGA
Messenger RNA from Trichoderma aggressivum f. europaeum, 1152 nucleotides. RefSeq lists its product as uncharacterized. Gene Ontology annotation, molecular function: ATP binding; cAMP-dependent protein kinase activity. NCBI's taxonomy places the organism in Eukaryota, Fungi, Ascomycota, Sordariomycetes, Hypocreales, Hypocreaceae. Gene Ontology annotation, biological process: signal transduction; peptidyl-serine phosphorylation. The transcript is spliced from 3 exons. Bases 1 to 1152 code for a protein of 383 amino acids. Gene Ontology annotation, cellular component: cytosol; cAMP-dependent protein kinase complex. The record is from RefSeq and is a predicted model, not a curated record.